UUGUAAUAAUCCUCAAACCCCGCACGUUUGCAGCUCAUCUUGGAACCGUCCAGCACUUUGCAGUUACGAUUGCGCGCGGUACAAUAUGGAUUCAUCACCAAAGCAUCCGGCGUCUUACAUCGAGGACCUCCCUGGAAGGGUUAGAAGGCCGAGCCUUGCCACCGACGAGAUUAUGCUUCUGUCCCUUUACAAAUCUCGCCAAGCGCCCAGAUCUCAAUGUCCAGUUCUUUCCGGAGAUAUAACAGAGCCGAGAAAAGCUGGCAGGCAGUUUCCUGGCCUUCCUUCUAUUAAGCGCAAGUGUGACAACUUCUGGAAAGCUUGGGAUGUAUACAGACACAAGCCCUGGAACAUGUGCCUUUUGGCUGUUAUUGGCACCUUGUUUGCUAUUGGUCAUCACUUAUUUUACCUGAACCUCCAUGGUAAAAAAGCUGAUAAUCAGUCACUAAUGCUCCGCUAUGGCACUGUUAUUGCAUUCUGUGCUAAAGCGAGCCUUGGAACUGCUGUUACUAUGGCAUUCUAUCAGAGAGCAUGGCUAGUAAUGCGCUACAAAAUGGCCCGACUCGAGACUAUGGACUCUAUUUUCACUGCCAACUCAGAUAUAUUCUCCCUUCUUACCUGGGGCUCGAUAAAGAAAGCUAAAAUCGGCACUCUUCUCGCCAUCUAUUGUUGGCUUACACCCUUAGUUGUUGUACUGACGUCCGAAACUCUCUCAGUUGUUGUUGGGGUCAAGGAAGAGAAUGCAUUAUGCCCAUCUGCCCGCACUUUAAACUUUGAGCACGAGGAGACAGUCUACUGGCGCGAUCCUCUGAAGAUCAAUGACCAAUACGAGCCUUCUUUGUCGUUAUGGAACUCAACCGCCUACAUUGGUGAAACCCUUAAAAACUUCACCUCCGCCGAAUUUGACUAUUAUACUGGUUCCAGCAGGUAUUUUGAGAGUUCCAUUCUCAAGAUACCUAUGGUAAUAGGCGAAGCCAUGGUUCGCAAAGAAUGGGCGUCUGAGGUUUGUGCGGAGGGAUGGAAUUGCUCCUAUGUGGUUGAUUUUGUUGCUCCUGGCUACAAGUGUGAGGAGCUAGCAUCUGGAGUUGGCUCAAAAGUUAAGAAGCUUGGAGAUGCCACAGCACCUUUCAACACUUCUGCUAUCGCACCGACAGGGAAUCUUACCUAUCUUGCUGUUACUGAUCAGGGCGACUAUGAUAUUCAGCAAAUGGAAUGUGAGCCAGGAGGAAAACCAAAAGCCAAGCCCCCAUAUCCAGACAAUUUCGGCGCCCAGGCUUUCUAUCCAUACGCGUAUGGAUUAAUUAAUCCAUAUGGAAUAAUCCAUACGCGUUAAUCCAUAUUCCAUACGGGGAUGUCGUAUUCCAUAAGUAUGGCAAUACGGCGGAAAAAAUUUGAUCCCUGUAGUAAUCCCGUUCAGGGGCGAUUUUCUAACUCUCCACUCUUUCUUUAAUUCCAACACCACUGUGUAAGGACGCUGCGUAUGUCCUCGCUGAUGACAUCCACUUCCACUGACCCUGCGGGGAUUCCAGUGUCCACAAGCGA
Messenger RNA from Fusarium redolens, 1539 nucleotides. RefSeq lists its product as uncharacterized. The record is from RefSeq and is a predicted model, not a curated record. The coding region runs from base 86 to 1330 and encodes 414 amino acids. The transcript has a single exon. Lineage: Eukaryota; Fungi; Ascomycota; Sordariomycetes; Hypocreales; Nectriaceae.